AUGGAACGCUGCCAGCACAAGGCUGUUGCCCUCCUGCGAGGAGUUCUGCUCGGCCGGGAGUCGGAAGAAUUCUUCAGGUUGUAUUACCAUGUGAAGUUCAUCAACGUGACCGUAAAGUGGCAGUAUGUUGACGAGAGUCCUGGCGCAAACCGCGAAUUCGAACGUGACCUCUCGGCCGCCGCGGGCGGAGAGGCGGAUCUCAUACCAGAUGCCCUGGCCUCGUGCGUUGAAGCUGUAAAAGUCUGCGUAAAAUCUGACGGGGUGUUUGAUACGAGUCCGUUCAUCUCCACAAACACGGACGCUAGAUUGUUGCCGUACACGCUCACCGGGAACGGCAGGUUGAUUUGCGCGCUGCCCUUAUCGUACUGGUCGCCGCCACCAUCAGGCGGGUCCAAUGUGAUUGGUGUUGGGGUUGGGAGCACUAAACUUGGCCGCUGUGUUGAGAUGCAAGCUGUGGGGGUGGUGGUAGUGGUGGUUGUUGUUGUUGAUGUUGUAGUAGAUGUUGUUGUUGUCGUUGUUGCCAUUGUAGUUGACUCUGUUGUAGAUGUAGAUGUACUAGAGGAAGAAAGAGUAGUAGUUAAGGUAGUUGACGCUGUAGACGAUGAUGUCGACGUGGUCGUCUGUGAGUUUGUUUGGGCAGUCGACGCCGUCGAUGACGAAGAAGUCGUUUGGAUGGUGGAGUUGGGGAAGAAGGAGAAAGAUUGGGAGGUGGAUGUCGUCAGGCUGGUCUGGGAGACACUGCUCGUAAUCGGAGGAGGCGGCGGUGUCGAGCUCGGAGUAGAGCUCGAGGACCACCAUCCUCGGUCACUUACCUCCAUAGGCGAGGAUCAAAACCGGUACGCAGCCCAGCGGGCUCGACGUGAAGGUGACGUAGACUUGACCGUUGGCGGGGUACUGGCAGAAGCUCGCUCCUCCGUUGGGAAUGGCCGGGUUCGUGAACCGCAAGACUCCGUCAGCGUCCGGCCCGAACGUCGUCGUGACGGCGCCAGGCGGCGGGGUCCCGCCGUUGCGGAGCGGCUUGAAGGACUCGCCGGCGUAGAAGAAGGGUUGGCCUCCGGCGAGGACCUGAUCUUCGGAGAGCACGAAGACGGUUGCGACGCUGCAGACCUGCGGGUUCUCGUCGGUCCCCGUGCUCACGAAUCCGCCGAGGUCGUCUCUCUUCCGUACCCGUCUGGCCGGGGCCGGGACCGGGGCGACGAGGAGGAUCACCUGCCGGACGGCGAGCGUGCUGGUGGUCGGGCUCGGGCUUGA
Colletotrichum higginsianum IMI 349063 is the source of this 1251-nucleotide messenger RNA. RefSeq lists its product as uncharacterized. NCBI's taxonomy places the organism in Eukaryota, Fungi, Ascomycota, Sordariomycetes, Glomerellales, Glomerellaceae. The transcript has 4 exons. The coding region runs from base 1 to 1251 and encodes 416 amino acids. The record is from RefSeq and is a predicted model, not a curated record.